AUGUCUGGUCGAGGUAAAUCAAAUGCUAGUGUAUUAGCUGGUAGUGGAAAAGCACGAAGCAAAGGUAAAUCACGAUCGAUGCGCGCUGGUCUUCAAUUUCCAGUUUCACGUGUUCAUCGUCAUUUACGCAAAGGAAGCUACAGUGAACGAGUUGCUGGUGGCUCACCAGUCUACUUGGCUGCUGUACUCGAAUACUUGAGUGCUGAAAUUCUUGAAUUGGCUGGAAAUGCCGCUCGGGAUAACAAAAAGACUCGUAUUAUUCCACGACAUCUUCAAUUGGCUGUUCGUAAUGAUGAAGAACUCAACCGUCUUUUAAACAGCGUUACCAUUGCUCAAGGUGGUGUUUUACCAAACAUCAAUUCUUUAUUGUUACCAAAGAAGACAGCCGGUGCAGGUGAUUCCUUACCAGUCUCAUCUGCUGGUGUCAUCAAGAAAGCAAAAAAGGCCGUUGCAGCAACUAGCCAAUAA
Adineta ricciae is the source of this 468-nucleotide messenger RNA. The record is from the annotation of a GenBank genome assembly. NCBI's taxonomy places the organism in Eukaryota, Metazoa, Rotifera, Eurotatoria, Adinetida, Adinetidae.